AUGGCCGAAGACGAGUCACAAUCGCCGAAAAAGCAGCGUCUCACUGACGAAGAAGUCAAGGCAUUGCCUGCCAUUGACUUUGUGACGUUGGGAAUGUUCAUCAUAGAUGAGAUACACUUCUUGCCGCCUACGCCAUCCGUCUUUGAUAUUCUCGGCGGUGCUGGCUCAUACGGUGCUCUCGGAGCCCGUCUCUUCUCGCCGGCCCCGGAUGCCUCAUCGGUCGGUUGGAUUGUGGACAAGGGUUCCGACUUUCCACAAUCCUUGACUGACCUCAUCAACAGCUGGGAAACAUCAGUCGUGUUCCGUGAGGACCCAGAGCGGCUGACCACCCGCGGAUGGAAUGGAUACGAGAACGCAGAGAAGCGCGCCUUCAAGUACACCACCCCCAAGAAGCGCCUGACUGCAGGGGACCUGACGCCUCACCUGUUACUAUCCAAGACCUUCCACCUGAUCUGCUCCCCGGCCAGAUGCAGAGACUUGGUGUCCGAAAUCACCUCAGCCCGCAAACGUGUGUGCCCGCCAGAUUGGUACAUAAAACCGAUAUUCAUCUGGGAACCUGUACCUGACCUGUGUACACCGGACGAACUUCUCAAUUGUACAAAUUGCCUUCCCCUGAUCGAUAUCCUCAGUCCGAACCACUCGGAGCUGGCAGGUUUCAUGGGUGACGACGGCUUGGACCCAGCCACGGGAGAGAUUUCGAAAGCAGCAGUAGAGAGAUCUUGCGAGCAACUUCUCGCGAGUAUGCCUCUGUCGUCCUUCACGCUCGUCAUCCGCGCCGGGGAAAAGGGCUGCUAUGUUGCUCGCAACGGCGGCCGCAAACGCCAUCCCGCUACUGGCGACGAGGCUGGCCCGAAGCGUCGCAAGAAGGAUUAUACGAGGGGCGGCCUUCAGCCGGAUACCGAUAUGGAAGCACUCUUCGCCGGCUUGCUUCAGGACGACGAAGGUGCUGUUGUUCGCGAGGAGAUCGAGGUAGACUCUGGUACCGAACAGUGGAUCCCAGCCGUUCACCAGGACAGCGCGAAAGUGGUAGAUCCAACAGGUGGCGGCAAUACCUUCCUGGGUGGCCUCGCUGUUGCUCUUGCAAGGGGUAAGAGCGUCGAAGAAGCUGCAGUAUGGGGCAGUGUUGCCGCCAGCUUUGCUAUAGAGCAAGUUGGCGUACCGACUUUAGCCAAGAACGAGGAGGGCGAGGAGACAUGGAACGGCGAAAAGGUAGAAGACCGGGUUGCAGAAUUCCGAGCCCGUCUGCAAAUAACGCAGUAA
Molecule: messenger RNA, 1260 nt
Organism: Colletotrichum fioriniae
Lineage: Eukaryota; Fungi; Ascomycota; Sordariomycetes; Glomerellales; Glomerellaceae
Source: RefSeq, a predicted model, not a curated record